Molecule: messenger RNA, 2076 nt
Organism: Engraulis encrasicolus (European anchovy)
Lineage: Eukaryota; Metazoa; Chordata; Actinopteri; Clupeiformes; Engraulidae
Product: guanylate cyclase soluble subunit beta-2-like
Exons: 15
Coding region: 1-2076 (691 amino acids)
Biological process (GO): response to oxygen levels; cGMP biosynthetic process
Cellular component (GO): guanylate cyclase complex, soluble
Molecular function (GO): heme binding; guanylate cyclase activity
Source: RefSeq, a predicted model, not a curated record
AUGGGAUCUGUCGGAGGAGUGACGCUGGAUCUGCGAGGCUGGCUCUGGUAUGGAUUUAUCAACACGUGUCUGAAGUCACUUGUAAUUGAAAAGUUUGGAGAAGACACCUGGGACAAACUCAGGAAUGAGGCAAAAGUUCAAGACACUUUCAUGACUUAUGAGGUUUACCCAGACGACAUAACCAUGAAACUAGUCUCAGAGGCCUGCAAGCUGCUGGAUGUUAAAUCAGACAUUGUGCUGAGACAGUUUGGGGAAUACUUCUUUGAGUUUUGUAAGAGGUCUGGCUAUGACCACAUGCUUCGAACCCUCGGAGGGAAUCUGUUUGAGUUUAUUGAGAAUCUGGAUGCUCUCCAUGGCUACCUGUCCCUCUCCUACAAGGAGAUGAAUGCGCCCUCCUUCCGAGUGGAGAAAAACCAAGACGGCACGAUGCUUCUGCAUUACUACUCAGACCGCAGGGGCCUCUGCCACAUCGUCCCUGGCAUCAUAGGUGCGGUGGCCAGAGACUUCUUCAAGAGCAGCAUACUGAUGGAGAUCGUGACGCAGGCGGAGGAGGUGGAGAGGACGGGCAAGAGGGAGCAUGUGGUCUUCCUUGUCACCCAGACGGUGGCACCUGCAGACGUCGAUGCCCCGUCACCCCCUGCCCCUGCCCCUGCCCUUGCCCCGCACCUGGCCAAAGCCCUGGCAGCUGAUAAUAAUGCCCCCCACCUGGCCACAGAGAGGAAGCGUCCGUCCCUGUGCCCCCUCAGGAGAAGCUACUGGGAGAUGGUGAGGGGUCUAGUGCGGCUGGGGAGAGGUAGGCUACUGAGGGGCUUUGAGCCCGUGUAUCCUGCUCAGCUGUGUGUGGACCUGAAGACCUUCUGUAGCGCCUUCCCCUUUCACAUAGUGUUCGACGAGGAGCUGAAGGUGUGCCAGGCUGGCGUGACCAUCCAGAGGAUCGUGCCGGGUCUGCAGACGGCGGGUAUCCGCCUGGACGUCUACUUCAGCAUCAGCCACCCGGACGUCACGUUCAGCAUCACGUCCAUCCGCACCUUCAUCAACAGCCACUUCGUACUGCAGACACGCAGACACAUGAUGCCCAGGUGCUGGAGAGACAGACCCAUGCUGGAGCUGAGAGGCCAGAUGUUGUGGAUGUCCUCCUUGUCCUGCAUGCUCUAUCUUGCGUCUCCUCUGCUGCGCAGUCUUGAGGAGCUGGAGGAGCGCCGUAUGCACCUGUCGGACAUCGCUCCUCACGACGCCACGCGCCACCUCAUCCUCCUCAACGGACAGCGCCUCGCCGAGAUGGAGCUCUCCUCACAGCUGGAGAGGAAGAAGGAGCAGUUGCGCCUCCUCUCGCAGCACCUGGAGGAGGAGAAGGGCAAGACGGAGGCACUCCUCUACGCCAUGCUGCCCAAACACGUGGCCAACCAGCUGAAGGAGGGCAAGACUGUGGAGGCCGGUGAGUUUCAGGAGUGUACUGUGCUCUUCAGUGAUGUCGUGACCUUCACCUCUAUCUGCUCCCAGUGCGAGCCGCUACAGAUCGUUCUCAUGCUCAACUCCAUGUACCUCAAGUUCGACCGUCUCACCACCGUGCACAACGUCUACAAGGUGGAGACUAUAGGCGACGCCUACAUGGUGGUGGGGGGCGUGCCCAUCCCGGUGCCCAGCCAUGCGGAGCAGGUCGCGAACUUUGCCCUCGGCAUGAUCAUGGCCGCCAAGCAGGUCACCAACCCCAUCACCGGGAAACCCAUACAGAUCCGUGUGGGUCUGCACAGUGGGCCGGUUCUGGCGGGGGUGGUGGGGCAGAAGAUGCCGAGGUACUGUCUGUUUGGAGACACGGUGAACAUCGCCUCGCGCAUGGAGAGCCACGGACUCCCUGACAAGAUACACCUCAGCCCAACUGUAUACCAGGCUCUGCGCCAUAAGGGCUUCGUGAUGUGUGAGCGCGGCGAGGUGGACGUCAAGGGUAAGGGCGUGAUGCGGACAUACUUCCUGCAGCGGAACCUCAAGGCGUCCGACAGCCAGAUCAUGGGCCGAGGCGUCGCCAUGGAGACACAGCAGAGCCUCCACGCACCUGCACAGCCAGGUAAGACUAUAUGA